Molecule: messenger RNA, 1671 nt
Organism: Seminavis robusta
Lineage: Eukaryota; Bacillariophyta; Bacillariophyceae; Naviculales; Naviculaceae
Source: the annotation of a GenBank genome assembly
UCUCAGAAUUCUUUCUGAUGUUUCGUAACAUCUUUCGUUUCCAUGCUUCGAUCAUUGACUAUCAAGCUUAGCUACCGGAUAGGAUUGGUACCAUCUUGCGAAGUAUCUUCUGUGGGCCAAGUUAGUUUAUUGUAUUCAUCCAGUUGGUGGUUGUAUUGGAACUGUUAAUAAUAAAGAUGCCCCCAUUUUCCAAGAAGAAGCGCCGCUCUCGCUAUCACGCGUUGCUGCAUGAAGAAGAUAGUAGCAAGAAGUUGACCUACGUGAAUAUCACCAUCACGGAUGCUUCCGAGGGCGUCUACAAAAUGGUUCACUCCAAGGUGAGUGAAACUCACAAGAACUUUAUUGGAACCAAAAAGUUCAAAGAGAAGGUGGCACACACAGUUGCCAGAACGGCGUCCAACAGUGUCCCCAAGAAGGAAAUUGUCAAAAAGCUGGCGGGCAAAGUCCCCAAGAUGCUCAUGUAUCAAAUGCACCACAAGAUGGGUAUGCGAAUUGCCGCACAGAAUGUCUAUCGCGAGGAUAAUUACGCCGUCUUUCAAAUUCAAGUACAAUACGUGGAUUCCAAACGAAUGCUUGCUACCGCCAAGGAAGAAAUGAGAAGUUCCCAAAGCGAAAAUGCUACCAAGAGUGAAGAGGAAGAAAUGGAUGAUGAUGACAGCGUUGCCACGGCUGUAUUGGACGAAUGGAUUGCCGAACAAAAGAACUUGGUGCAGGAAGAGCAGGAAUCAGCCUUUGUCACGGAAGCUCUGAACGAAGAAGAAGAGAACCAAUUGAACUGGUAUAACUGGAGAGAGCUAUUCGUCCUCUUCUUGACUUGGCUCUUGCACAAACUCAUGCCUGUCACCAUUACCCGUAACCUGGAGGAAAAUCGACUACCCGCCUUGAUUCAAUCACAAAUUAGUUCAAAAUUGAAGGAAAUGUUGGACAAAAAGUUGAAGAGCAAGAGUAUGAAAGCCGAGACAGCAGUCCUCGGUGAAGAGGAACAAGCUCGCUAUUUCUUUGCUCAGCUUCAAAAGAUACGAACACCCAAAGGAGAAGCGGAAGGGGAGACCUAAGACACACGACAAUAAUAUAAUGCCGAUGGAAACCACAAACUCGAGGACAGCACCGUGCUGUUGAUUUUGGAAUAGGAUCAAGUCUUUUUGGCUGUUAGCGCAAGAGAAAAGUUUAAGAGAGGACGUGGUGGUACUUAACCACAGGCGCGGCUCGACUCAAUUCUGAUGCUAUAGGUGCUGGUGCCACAAUAAAUUGUGAAUGUCUUCCCUCCAAAAAACUUGGACCAGGAAGCAAUGCAACAUCGUCUCUGACUGUCAGUGGAGCUGCAAUUGUUCGUUUUGUACACCUUUAGCUAGAAGACUACGCUUAGUUAGAGUGAACCUGACACUUGGCUACAUGGAUGCGAGGCGGAGCAAUGAAAAGCAGCACGGGUGCAUGAGUAGGCACGCCUAGCUACUUGAAGCCUGCACCUGUUCGCGGGGGUACAUCCAUUGACCCGAGGGCUCUUGCAUUGUGGAUACAUACAUAUUCAUCUCCUUUGACGGCUACAGCAUGGUGCGAAUACCCUACCGGUAUCGGCGUUCUGUUUGAUUGGCGCUAACUUGAAACAUGCUUUCAAAAUGGUAGUGUUAUGUUUGUUAGGUAUAUCAUUGAUAGACUUGUUUUCCUCUGCAA